Phalaenopsis equestris is the source of this 598-nucleotide messenger RNA. Its product is annotated as protein PIN-LIKES 7-like. Lineage: Eukaryota; Viridiplantae; Streptophyta; Magnoliopsida; Asparagales; Orchidaceae. Gene Ontology annotation, cellular component: membrane. Gene Ontology annotation, biological process: endoplasmic reticulum to cytosol auxin transport. The record is from RefSeq and is a predicted model, not a curated record.
AUUGUUGGUUUUAUAAUUGGAGCAACUCCUCAACUUAAAAAAGCAAUGAUCGGUGAAAAUGCUCCUCUUCGCAUGGCUCGUGACUCCUUCACGUUACUAGGCAAUGGCACCAUCCCAAGUCUCAUACUUAUAACAGGAGGAAAUCUCAUCAAAGGUUUCAAUGGCCCGGGGAUCAAAAUCUCCAUCAUCGCCGGCAUCAUCGUCGUUCGAUUCAUUGCUUUGCCGAUCAUCGGCACAACUUUCAUUCAGUUUGCAGUUCAUUUUGGUUUAGUUCAUUCUGACCCAUUAUAUCACUUGGUUCUAUAUCUUCAGAAUGCUGUUCCACCUGCAAUGAAUAUUGCUUCUAUGAUACAAAUGUUUGAUGCUGGUGAAGGAGAACUGUCUGUAAUUUUUCUUUGGUCAUAUAUUGCAGCUUCUGUAGGACUUACGCUUUGGUCCAUGUUGUUCUUAUGGCUUGUUUCAUAAAUACUUAAUUGCUUUGUGUAAUUAAGAGAUUUGCAUUUAUAGAUUGUGCUAAGCGUUUUUGAACAUGAAUGCUGUUCUUAUGACUAUUACAAAUUUUUAUUUUUUUGGAAAAGCCAGACCAUUGUCAAUAAGC